This is a messenger RNA of Danio rerio (zebrafish), 11974 nucleotides long. Lineage: Eukaryota; Metazoa; Chordata; Actinopteri; Cypriniformes; Danionidae. The record is from RefSeq and is a predicted model, not a curated record.
UUUUUUUAGUUAGGCACUAAAAAGUCACACUUGAAAACGGGUGUGGUCCUCUCCAUAAAUGGAGAAAAUCUUAAUUCUGCAGGUUGAUUGGCUGUGCCUUGCCUUCUAUUGGCCAACGAUGAUGAGCCGUCUUCAGGUUCCAGAACUUUCUGCGGUGAGUAGGUUGUUUUAGAGGUUUGCUCUUAUAAUUGCUGUUUCACGUUCAAUUAAAACAUGUAUAUUAAAAAGUAUAGAUUGUUGUUGCUUGUAGUGGAUGUAAAAGUAGCCAUUCAUGUCCUUUAGUGGGAUUUCAGGUGUGCAUAAUAAUUCAGGCUGAAGCCGUUGUACUCACGGUUAGAUCUUAACUUUAUGCAGGCUGCUUUAUCACGUACAGUCACGUUAUACUCUAAUAAAUUUUAAACUGAAGUCGCGAUUAGAAGAAUUACGAUUCAAGUCGCAAAAGCUGCGAUUAUUUCGAUAAAUAACGUUACUGUGGCGAGGGCGGCCCAUUAAAACAUGCUACUAACUAUCGUCAACGUACUUAAUCAGCAGCUGACCGUUACAGCAGAACCCACGAGCCUGUAUUUCACUGAUAUGGACAUGAAAUGAGAGCUGUGAGCUACAGGUCUGCAUUCCCGCGGCCCGCGGCUGUACUGAAGCUGAGAGCGAGACGGUGUGUGUGUGUGUGUGUGUGUGUGUGUGUGUGUGUGUGUGUGUGUUAGACAUUUGACCUGCUUGCUUAAGGUAACGUGUCCUCUCGGCUAUUACAGUGAGUCUUGUGGUUAGACACACAUGAGCAUGUUACCCUGCAGCUGGAGUUUUCUUUACCGCGUUUAUCAUGAAUCAGCUGUGAUAUCCGCGCAUUUAAGACUUUAACCGUGGCCGUUUGUCCGUAUCACCGUCACUCCGAUGAAUAACUCGAGCCGCGGUAACCGCAGUCGAGAAGAAUCGCAGCCCUUUCUGUUGCGUGUGGGAACAUAAUGACCGAUUAUAGGUGUUUAAGAACUUAUUCGACAGCGCUAAAAAAGCAAGCGAAAUUAUAUUUAUUACAUUAGUUUAUUUGUUGUAAAUGCUCUUGUCCUGUGCAUGUAGGUUAGCCUUGUUUCAAGAACAGUGUUUUCUUUCAGCAGGUAAAAUAAACGAACAAAUGACAUGUAAAUGUAUAAACUAUACAUUCUUUUGCUAGAAUUUUUGUGCUGGGAAGUAAAAUCUAAAAUUGUGUAUAGAAAGCAUUGAAAGUGCACUGCGAAUGUCGUGAAAUCAAUAUAAAAAAUGUUACACAAUCUAAAUGUACAGGUUUUAUACAUGUUUAUUUAAUAUUGCAGAUAGAAUUUAUGUAAUUGACAUUAAAAUACAAUAGUCAUUUCCCUAGUACAAAUGUGCUUUUUAUGCGACAUGAUUGUUUCUACUUUUAUCUUUUUAGAACUUUCACCAGCCUAUCCAUCCUGUGUCAGAGAGACUCACCAGAUAUUCCAGAUUCUUCACUGCACUUUGCAUCUUGGUGAGUGUUGGAUAACAUUUUUAUUUCAAAAAUUGAGAAAACAAUAGUUGUUGCUUUGACCUAAUUUGUUCUAUUUUCUUUAUUUUUCAGGUUUCUUGUGAAAAAUAAAACAACUACUUCUGUUGUUUUAUUUUUCAGUGCUCUCCAUAUUUACAGGGAUUACGUUUCUUUUGUUUUAAUAAACUUAGAAUUUUGUAAUUUAUAUUUUCUUUUUUUUUUCUGCAUUUUUUUUUCCUUAACUUUUUUUUUUUUUGUUUGUUUAAAAAAAAAAAAUAAAUUAAAUUACACACUGUACUGUCUUCUAUAGUUGCUAACCUCUGUUUUCUUCCAGAUACUACAGGUUUCAUUUUCUCAAGUUCUGCAGUGCUUACAUCGGGGGAAGUUUUAAAAGAGACUCGUCAGAUAUUCCGGAUUCUUCAGAUACUACUGGUUUUCAUCUUGUCAGGUUCUGCAGUGCUUUCAUCGGGGGAAGUUUUAAAGAUGCCACGAAAAGGGAAGAGAUCUCAGGCUCAGAAAUUGCGCUGGAGAAAGGUAGACCUUCAAGAUGUAGAAACCACCAUUUCCAGCAUUAAAGAGGUUGAACAGGCCAGUACCAGUGCUGCUGUCAAUUCCUUUUCUGUGAGCCAACAUGCAGAAAGUUGUGGCAAUGCAACCACAUUUGUGUCAGUGCAAGCGUCUCAUUGUCAGGAUGAUGUUAGAUAUGACGAGUUCUCCAGAAAUCACCAGUGCACAUGUGUAUCACUGACAUUCUUGGCCAGUCAGAGUGCAGGGCUUCAGUUUAAGAUAUCCGAUCUUGAUAGAGUUUUAGAGGAGGGGGAUGCUUUGUAUGUCAGCACUAAAAUGCAGCUUAUCGCUGAAAGAAGAUUCCGUCAGAACCAUCUAUCUAUGGAGGAAGUACCUUCUAAACUUACAACAUUUAACCAAACAUACAAUGUCCACAAGUCUGAAGUCAAACUUGGAUUUCUUCGAGCCAGAAGUGCCCCUGAUAUGGAAAAUUGGUUUUUGCCUCUUGCCAAAAGACUGCAGUGUCUCACAGCAGAUGUCACUCACGCACUUUUAAUAGUUUCUCGACAAUGUAUUGCAGUGUUUAGAGAUGGAUCAGGCAGAUAUGGAUUCUUUGAUCCACAUUCAAGGACUGCAAAAGGAUUACCUGAUUGUACUGGUUGUGGAACUGCUGUGAUGUUAACUUUUCCCCUACUAAGUGACAUGACUGACCAAAUUCUGCAGCUUUUUGGGAAAUGCCCUGAUAAUGAAAACUAUGAAUUCAUGCCGGUCUCUUUUGAAACAGAGCAACAGGCUGGCCAACAGCCUUUACUCUCAACUUGUGCUCAAUUUUCACAAGUAAUUUCAGUUCUACCUGAACCAGAAGAAAAUAUUGACGUCCAAAAUGGUAUAGCCCAAGAAAACAAAGCCAUGAUGUCCAAAAAAAAUAAGUCCAGAAGAAGAAGAGAAAUGCGAAAAACAACUGAAAAAUUCAAAUCUAGAAAAUCCAAGAACACCACUGCAUCCUAUGCAAUGAAAAAACACAAACAAAGAGAUAAUGAAAGGGACCGGUAUGCCGCCUGUUUACAGUUUCGGACAAACAAAAAAGAAGCUGUUAGGGAAAAGUACAGCCAGGAUGCUCAUUUUAGAAACAAAAAGAAAGACUGCAGUAAUAGACGGUACAAAGAUGAGAUUGUUCUGUCAAAGAAGAAAGAAUACAUGGCUAGGAGGUAUACCACAGAUCCAGUUGUACAGUCAAAGAAGAAGGAAUACAUGGCUAAGAGGUAUACCACAGAUCCAGUUGUAAAGUCAAAGAAGAAAGAAUACAUGACUAGGAGGUACAGUUACGACACCAUCUUCCAGGCAAAAAAAAGAGCACACAUGGUCAGCAGGUACAGUACUGAUACUGCUUUCCAGAAAAAAAUGAAGGAAUACAUGAUGAGGAGAUAUGGAAAUGAUUCUGAGUUCAGAGCACAUCACAUUCUCCAAUGUACCCUCCAUAAGAAACAGAAGCUUCCUAAUAACACUACACGUAUUCAUCAGUUGCAAUGUGCACUGAGGAUUAAAAGGAAAUACAAGAUGUGCAUCCGCUCCAGCUUGGAAACACCCCAGCCUUUGGUCAGUAAAGUGAUGGAAAGUGCAAUUCAUGCAUUCCGGUCUAAAAUCCAGCAAGGUCCUACAUACGUCUGCACAGUCUGCCACAGAGUCCUCUUUCCAGACCAAGUCAAGGCCUGUGAUGGAUCGAAUUAUGAAAAAGAUGUUCAACUUUCAUCAUUUUGCUUGACAAGGAAGUAUGUGCAUACUUGCGACAGUGUCUGCUCAGAUGAUUGCACCGUUCCAGAAGAGAGAAGACGUGAAUGGAUCUGCCACACAUGUGACAGCCAUCUGAAAAGAGGACGCAUGCCUUCAAUUGCAGCAGUAAACAAGCUUGAACUGCCACCUAUCCCUGCAGAAUUGGCUGAGCUAAAUGUGCUGGAACGUCAGCUUAUUGCAAAAAUUUUACCUUUCGCAAAAAUAGUUGCACUGCCCAAAGGACAACAGAGAGCAGUUCACGGUGCUGUUGUGUGUGUGCCUUCGGAGGUGGAGAACACUGUCAACUCUCUGCCAAGACCAAGAAGCGAGUCCCAGCUCCUACAAGUCAAGCUAAAGAGACAUGUCAGUUUUAAAGGAUACCAGCACUUCCAUACUGUAAAUAUGCACAGCGUACUGGCAGCUUUAUCCAAGCUGAAGGAAGUGCAUUCUGAGUACAAGGAUAUCUCCAUACAAGAGCCUGAGGUAUCUGAAGAUCAGUUUGACGAAGACAUUGAUGCAGCAGAGGAUAACCAAGAAGUUGGCACUGCUGAGCACGAGGAGCAACAUGUCAGUGUGGAGGAAAAGGAUGAACUUCGCCCCGGUCUUACAUUGGACACGUGCAUGCAGCCACCAGACAUUGCACAUGACAUCUUGUCGUACGGUGAAGGGAUCUUUAGUAUCGCACCUGCACAAGGAAAGAAGCCUGUUGGAUUUUUUAAAAUCCCAAAACUGGAAGCCAUGGCAUUCCCUGUCCAGUUCCCCACAGGAGAGAACACAAUCGACGAGGCAAGGCAGACAGCAGUUUCUCCUAGCAUGUACUUCAACGUCAGAUUGUUUUGUGUUGAUGCCCGAUUUGCAAGGGAUCAAAGCUACCUUUUCUUUGCACAAUUUGUGACAGAAACGCAACUGGCAAGAAACAGCAUGUCCAUUCAACUUCGAAAAGGUAAACCCAUUACUAAAGAUGGCCGAAGAAUCUCCAAUAGGAUGCUUCAGGAUUCCGAUGAGGUUGAGAGACUUGUUCACAACAGGGAUGCCACACGAUUCAUGCAGCCCCUGAGAGGCUCUCCAGCCUAUUGGGAGAAGACGUUGCGAGAUCUACAGGCCAUGAUUCGACAGCUGGGGACACCUACUUUCUUUUGUACAUUCAGUGCAGCAGAAAUGCGAUGGCCUGAGAUUGUGACUGUAAUCAAAGCUCAACAAGGCGAAGAAAUUGACUUUUCACAGCUUGACUGGGCGACAAAAUGUGAAAUCCUUAGGAGUAAUCCUGUCACUGUCAUGCGCAUGUUUGAGAAGCGUGUAGAUGCAUUAAUGGCUCACCUGCUUUUGUCACCUGCACAACCCAUUGGUGAAGUGGAGGAUUUCUUUUAUAGAGUGGAGUUUCAGGCAAGAGGAAGCCCACAUAUUCAUCUGCUUGCUUGGGUAAAGGAUGCCCCAGAUCCAGAGGAAGACAAUGAUGAGACAAUAUGUGACUUCAUCGACCGUUACGUAUCUUGCAAGCUUCCAGAUCCCAAUGUUGAUCCUGAGCUUCAUAAGAUUGUGACAGAGGUUCAGCUUCAUAGCAAAAACCACUCAAAGUCAUGCAAGAAAGGCAAGGUGGUGUGUAGAUUUGGAUUUCCAAAACUACCAAUGCCUAAGACCAUGAUCACUCAUCCGAUGCCAGAGCGUCCUGAUGAGGGGGAUGAUGAACCGACUGACUCAGCAGCCAAGAAAAAAGCAAGGCGAGAUGAGGCUAAAAAAGCAAUGAAUGAAGCCAAAUCAAAACUCAAGCCUUUGUGGGAUUUGCUGAAUGAUCCCAAAUCUUCCUUCAACAAUUUGUCAGACCUUCUAACCAAGUGCAAUUUGUCCAUGGACGAUUACCUGAACUAUGCUGAAGGACUCACCACUGGCAGUGCAGUUCUUUUGAAGCGUGAUCCAAAGGAGACUUGGGUGAAUGGCUACAAUCCUGAUUUGCUCAGGGCGUGGAAUGCGAACAUGGAUAUUCAGUACAUCCUAGACGCUUACAGCUGCAUCAUGUAUAUGCUGUCCUACGUUUCAAAGCCGGAGCAUGAAAUGAGUGGCUUUCUUAAGAACGUUAUCCAAAGUGUUCGUGAAGCCAACGUUAAUGAAGAGGAUGAAAUGAAGCACAUAAUGCAAGCCUAUGCCAAGCACCGGCAAGUAAGUGCUCAGGAGUCUGUGGCGCGAACAUGCAGCUUGCCGUUGAAGAAGUGUUCACGAAGUGUCGUGUUUGUUCCGACGGAUGACGAUGCCCUCAAGAUGAGUCUGCCCAUAAGUGUGUUGCUGAACAAAAAUCCUGAAUCGGAGGACGUCUGGAUGUCAGGUUUAAUAGAAAAAUAUAGAGCAAGACCUCUAACGUUGGAGUUUGAAAAAAUGUGUCUUGCAGACUUUGCAUCCAAUUACCGUGUUGUGUACGGUCAACAAAUUAAAGGAAAAAAUGUCCUCCGACUGCUUCACGAUAUGGGAUUUAUUCAAAAGAGGACUAUCGGCAAGCCUGCAGUUAUCAGAUAUGCUCGCUUUUCAGAGGAGAAGCAACCAGAAAAAUUUUAUGGAAGAAUGGUGAAACUUUACGUUCCCCAUCGCCACAAUGAAGAGCUAAAACCUGAGGAUUUUCCCACAUAUCAGCUAUUUUAUAAAAGCGGAUUUGUGGAACUUCCUGGACAUCCUGGUCUCCGGUUCCCUGUCUGCGGCAUAGUAAAGGCAUACCAGCAGAGAUAUGAAAAGCAUGGCAAAGUUGUAGAUAAAGCAUUUGAACAACUUCAGCAGGAAGGACCAUCUGAGAGUGCUUGGACAGCUUUUGCACCAGAAGUUGAAGUGGAUCGCCUGGAAUGCAUAGCUGAACAAGAAGACGUCGGUCCAGAGGAAGAUGACGAACAGGAUGAGGUCCCUGAAUUCCAGCCUCGUAAUGAAGAUGGCGACGGAGUUGCACCGCGCAUAGUGGCGCCACAGAUGAGUGUCGAGUUUGUCAGGAAGCUCUUUAGGAGUUUAAACAAGACACAGGCAGCCAUAUUUUACACCAUUCGGCGGUGGUGUCAGAACCGUGUGUGGGGACUGAAUCCAGAACAGUUUUUUUACUUCGUGUCAGGUGGUGCUGGAUGUGGAAAGUCGCACGUAAUCAAGUGCGUAUACACUGAAGCAACGAAGAUUCUGCAACAACUUCCUCAGCUCCGGGAGGAUGGGGAUCUCUCCAUUCCUACAGUGAUUUUAAGUGCAUUCACUGGAACAGCAGCGUUUAACAUUUCUGGAAAAACUCUGCAUUCCAUUCUAAAGCUGCCAAGGAACUUGAAGCCACCCUAUCAAGGACUUGGGAACUCUCUUGAUGAUGUACGAGCAGGAUUACGUCACGUGGAAAUCCUGAUUAUUGACGAAAUCUCUAUGAUUUCAAAAGACUUUUUUGCAUACAUCAACUGGAGGUUUCAACAGAUCAGAGGCAGCAAGAAACCAUUUGGGGGCAUUUCUGUCAUCGUGGUGGGAGACUUUUAUCAAUUACCGCCCCCGGGAAAAGCCAAGCCACUCUGUGUUUACGAAGAGGAUGUGCUGGACUUUUGGAAGGACCACUUCCAAAUCGUAACCCUCACAGAGAUCAUGCGGCAGAAAGAGGACCUUGCAUUUGCCCAGCUUUUAAACCGAUUGAGAGUGAAACGGAAAUCUGAUGCUCUUAAAGAAGAAGAUAGAGCUUUGUUAUUGCAAGCUGUGAGGAAUCCCCAAGACUGCCCACGUGAUGCAUUGCACAUAUUUGCAACCAACAAGGAAGUCCACAGUCACAAUAGUAACACGGUAAAUGCUCUUCAUGCUGACAUCAUAACCAUUCAUGCUGAAGAUUACCGGAAAGACCCAAGAACAGGUGGGAUGAAAAGACAGACUAAACCUGUCAUGGGUAAUAAAGACGACCUGCUUGACACCAUACAAGUUGCAGUGGGAGUCCGCAUAAUGAUGAUAAGGAAUCUGGAUGUCGAAGAUGGACUCGUCAAUGGAUGCUUUGGGAACAUUGGAAACAUUGUGACUAAAACAAGAGACGGAAUUGCAUUUGUGCACAUGCUUGGCAUUCAGCCCGACAAUCCAAAUGCUGGCCAGAAAUACAGACGACGACUGCAAGGUGAUCAGGACACUUUAGUCUACAUUGAAAGAUCUGAGGAACCUGUAAAGAAAAGAGCAGUCCGUCGACAAUUUCCAAUCAAGUUGGCCUACGCAUGCACUGCUCACAAAGUUCAAGGCAUGACCAUGCAAUCGGCUGUAGUAUCACUAAAGAGGAUUUUUGAGCCAGGAAUGGCCUAUGUUGCCCUCAGCCGAACAACCUCACUUGGUGGGUUGUACAUCAGAGACUUUGAUGAAAAAAAGAUCUAUGCUGAUCCGGAAAUCACAACCUCGUUGGAGAGGAUGAAAACGGCAACGCUGGAAGGCAUCAUGCCACUUUUUGACUGGAAGAAAACCAACACCAGUCUGGUAGAAAAACUAAUUGUUGUGCAUCAUAACACAGAGGGACUCCAAUCACAUAUAGAAGACAUCAAACACCAUCAUGAGCUGCUUCUAUGUGAUAUCUUUUGUGUUACGGAAACGCACCUCUCCGGAUCAUGCAUCUCAUCACAUGUCCAGUUGGAAGGCUUUAAGAUGUUUGCAAGAAAUAGACAUGCGUCUUACUCAACCCUUCCAGAAAUGGCAAAGAAGGACUGUGGUGGAGUUGCAAUUUAUUGCAAAGAGGACAUUCAGGCGGAACCUCGACACUUUAUACACCACGUCACCGACCUGGAGUUUGUCGUCAUCAAAGUUGAUGCACCAGUGACUGCAACAAUUGCUGCGGUGUACAGGCCACCAGACUAUAGUCUGGAAAAAUUUUUGCCAAACAUCAGGGGCCUUCUUGAUUAUUUGGAAAUGAUGAAGGAGAAUCCCAUAAUUGUCUGUGGAGACUUCAACGAAGACCACCUCUCGUCUGGAAGAAAGCCCAUUCUGGAGUUGUUCCAAUCCCAACAAUACCAACAGCUCAUCACCAAUGCAACCACAGAGAAACAAACACUGUUGGAUCAUAUUUAUGUUUCUCAUCCAGACUUGUGCAUGCAGUCAGGUGUUUUACACACCUACUAUAGCUAUCACAAUCCAGUGUAUUGUGUUUUGCCUAAAUAAUUCAGCCAACAAUCCAAAUGCUGGCCAAAAAUACAUACGCAACUGCAAGGUGAAGAGGACACUUAACUCUACAUCGAAAGAGCAGAGGAAACUCUAAAGAAAGGAGCAGUUCGUCAACAAUUUCUAAUCAAGAUGGCUAACACAUGCACAAAGUUCAAGGCAUGGCCAUGCAAUCGGCUGUCAAAAAUCACAACCGCGUUGGAGAGGACAAAAAAUGGCAACGCUGGAAGGCAUCAUGCUACUUUUUGACUGGAAAAAACCAACAACAGUCUGAAAGAAAAGCUUAUCGUUGUGCAUCAUAAAGCAGAGGAACUCCCAUCACAUAUAGAGGACAUAAAACACCAUCACCAAACAUCAGGGGCCUACUUAAUUAUUUGGAAAUGAUGGAGAAUCCCAUAAUUGUCUGUGGAGACUUCACCAAAGACCACCUCUUGUCUGGAAGAAAGCCCAUUCUGGAGUUGUUCCAAUCCCUACUAUACAAACAGCUCAUCUCCAUGGCCACCACAAAGAAACGAACAUUGGCCUACGUCUUUGACAUGAAGUCAGUGUGCCACACAGAACCGGGAGACAAAAGACCUGGAUAGAGCCUGAUUAUCAGCCACUCGUCUUUUACUUGGUGGUGUGUGCACAGUUGCGUGAAGGCGGUGUGUCGUACCUGAGGUGGAUGCUGUGUGAUGAGAGUAGAGUAGGGUCAGCAGCAAGGGACAUCAGGAGGAUAUUGUGGCAUCUUCAAAGUUUACAAAGGGCAGUGACAGCAGCAACAGUUGUGGCGAUGCUGGUUCGAGCCUCAGCUGGGUCAGUUGGUGUUUCUGUGUGGAAGAUGCAAGAACAGGAUGGAUGAAAAGGCAAACUAACCCUGUCAUGGGUAAAAAAGACAACCUGCUAGGCACCAUACAAGUUGCAUUGAUUGGGAGUCUGCAUAAUGUUGAUAUUGUGGCAUCUUCAAAGUUUACAAAGGGCAGUGACAGCAGCAACAGUUGUGGCGAUGCUGGUUCGAGCCUCAGCUGGGUCAGUUGGUGUUUCUGUGUGCAAGAUGCAAGAACAGGAUGGAUGAAAAAGCAAACUAACCCUGUCAUGGGUAAAAAAAGACAACCUGCUAGGCACCAUACAAGUUGCAUUGAUAGGGAGUCUGCAUAAUGUUGAUCAAAAAUGUGGAUGUCAAAGAUGGACUUGUCAAUGGAUGCUUUGGAAACAUUGGAAACAUUGUGACCAAAACAAAAUACAGACUUGCAUUUGUGCACAUGCUUGGAAAUCAGUCGACAAUCCAAAUGCUGGCCAGAAAUACAUACGACAACAACUGCAAGGUGAAGAGGACACUUUACAUCAAAAGAUCAGAGGAAACUCUUAAGAAAGAAGCAGUCUGUCAACAAUUUCCAAUCAAGAUGGCUUACGCAUGCACCACUCACAAAGUUCAAGGCAUGACCAUGCAAUCGGCUGUCAAAAAUCACAACCGCGUUGGAGAGGACAAAAAAUGGCAACGCUGGAAGGCAUCAUGCUACUUUUUCACUGGAAAAAAAACCAACAACAGUCUGAAAGAAAAGCUUAUCGUUGUGCAUCAUAAAGCAGAGGAACUCCCAUCACAUAUAGAGGACAUAAAACACCAUCACCAAACAUCAGGGGCCUACUUAAUUAUUUGGAAAUGAUGGAGAAUCCCAUAUUUGUCUGUGGAGACUUCACCAAAGACCACCUCUUGUCUGGAAGAAAGCCCAUUCUGGAGUUGUUCCAAUCCCCACUAUACAAACAGCUCAUCUCCAUGGCCACCACAAAGAAACGAACACUGGCCUACGUCUUUGACAUGAAGUCAGUGUGCCACACAGAACCGGGAGACAAAAGACCUGGAUAGAGCCUGAUUAUCAGCCACUCGUCUUUUACUUGGUGGUGUGUGCACAGUUGCGUGAAGGCGGUGUGUCGUACCUGAGGUGGAUGCUGUGUGAUGAGAGUAGAGUAGGGUCAGCAGCAAGGGACAUCAGGAGGAUAUUGUGGCAUCUUCAAAGUUUACAAAGGGCAGUGACAGCAGCAACAGUUGUGGCGAUGCUGGUUCGAGCCUCAGCUGGGUCAGUUGGUGUUUCUGUGUGCAAGAUGCAAGAACAGGAUGGAUGAAAAAGCAAACUAACCCUGUCAUGGGUAAAAAAAGACAACCUGCUAGGCACCAUACAAGUUGCAUUGAUUGGGAGUCUGCAUAAUGUUGAUCAAAAAUGUGGAUGUCAAAGAUGGACUUGUCAAUGGAUGCUUUGGAAACAUUGUGACCAAAACAAAAUACAGACUUGCAUUUGUGCACAUGCUUGGAAAUCAGUCGACAAUCCAAAUGCUGGCCAGAAAUACAUACGACAACAACUGCAAGGUGAAGAGGACACUUUACAUCAAAAGAUCAGAGGAAACUCUUAAAAAAGAAGCAGUCUGUCAACUAUUUCCAAUCAAGAUGGCUUACGCAUGCACCACUCACAAAGUUCAAGGCAUGACCAUGCAAUCGGCUGUCAAAAAUCACAACCACGUUGGAGAGGACAAAAAAUGGCAACGCUGGAAGGCAUCAUGCUACUUUUUCACUGGAAAAAAACCAACAACAGUCUGAAAGAAAAGCUUAUCGUUGUGCAUCAUAAAGCAGAGGGACUCCCAUCACAUAUAGAGGACAUAAAACACCAUCACCAAACAUCAUGGGCCUACUUAAUUAUUUGGAAAUGAUGGAGAAUCCCAUAAUUGUCUGUGGAGACUUCACCAAAGACCACCUCUUGUCUGGAAGAAAGCCCAUUCUGGAGUUGUUCCAAUCCCUACUAUACAAACAGCUCAUCUCCAUGGCCACCACAAAGAAACGAACAUUGGCCUACGUCUUUGACAUGAAGUCAGUGUGCCACACAGAACCGGGAGACAAAAGACCUGGAUAGAGCCUGAUUAUCAGCCACUCGUCUUUUACUUGGUGGUGUGUGCACAGUUGCGUGAAGGCGGUGUGUCGUACCUGAGGUGGAUGCUGUGUGAUGAGAGUAGAGUAGGGUCAGCAGCAAGGGACAUCAGGAGGAUAUUGUGGCAUCUUCAAAGUUUACAAAGGGCAGUGACAGCAGCAACAGUUGUGGCAACGCUGGUUCGAGCCUCAGCUGAGUCAGUUGGUGUUUCUGU